AUGUUAACACUCGCUCUACUUUUGUUUCCAGCAGCAAUAUUCGGUGAUGCGGAUGAAUCGCUAACCUUAACUGUAGAACUUCCACAUCAGAUAACUGAUACUCCACUGCAGGAAAAUGAGCAAUGGAUCCAUUUGGAAGCAGAACCGAAUACUAAAAAUGAAUGCAAUUUUGGAAGUUACGUAUGCCGAAUGGCCUGUAUAAACGGCGGUAUAUGUUAUAAAAAUGAUUCCAAUAAUCUUCGAUUUUUCCUUGUUGGAGACAUUGGAGGUUUGCCUAUUUAUCCAUAUACCACGUAUGCACAAAAUUUAAUUGCAAAGACAAUGGCAAAAAUUGGUGACGAAAAAAAUAUCCAAUUUACUAUUUCGACUGGUGAUAAUAUUUAUUUCACGGGAGUGAAAAAUGAAUUCGACCGGCGAUUCCAUCAAACAUUCGAAGAUGUCUACAAAGGAGAAGCGUUACAGAAGCCGUGGUACUUAAUUGCCGGCAAUCAUGAUCAUUUUGGUAACAUAUCGGGACAGAUUGCUUAUACAAAUCGAAGUCAACGAUGGACAUAUCCGGCGAGCUAUUAUAAAAUAUCUUACGCAUUCGGGAAGAAUGCCACGCUGGUUGAAUUUUUGAUGAUUGAUACCAUUUUGCUUUGUGGUAACACACGAGAUGUUAUAGAAGGUGGCUUCCUUGAUAUGAUUCUUGCAACUGUUGACAAAAAUCCAAAUACACCGAAAGAUCCAGUAGCGGCACAGGCAGAGCUAGACUGGAUCGAACAGCAGCUGAAUAUUUCGAGAGCUGAUUAUUUGUUUGUUGUUGGCCAUUAUCCAGUUUAUUCCAUAUCUGAGCAUGGUUCAAUGAAUUGCUUGAUUGAAAAACUAAAACCACUUCUGGAAAAAUAUCACGCUACAGCGUACGUUGCUGGGCAUGAUCACACGCUUCAACACAUUAUCACGAAACACUCGUUAUCCUCAGAAAAUGAGAAAAAAAUUCCGCUUCAUUACAUUGUUAGUGGUGCUGCAUCCCGAUCAGACCAUUCAGUUAAACACAUCGACACAGUACCGGAAGGAUCAUUACGUUUCAACUGUCCAACCGGAUUCAAUCCAUUCUCACAACUUGGUUUAUCUAAUGGUGGCUUCAUCUAUGUGAACAUGGACAAAGAGAAGGCUAUCCUUACAUUUUAUAAUGGUAAAGGUGAUGAAAAAUAUUCCUAUAACGUGUUACCUCGAGGAAAGUUCACGAUGAGCAAGGCGAAGAAAUGA
Messenger RNA from Cercopithifilaria johnstoni, 1248 nucleotides. Lineage: Eukaryota; Metazoa; Nematoda; Chromadorea; Rhabditida; Onchocercidae. The record is from the annotation of a GenBank genome assembly.